AUGGAUCGAACGAAAAUGGACACAAAAGCACAGCGACUACUCGAACGAGAAAUUAAAGCCAUGGAACGAAUGCAUCACCCGAAUAUUAUACGACUGUUCGAGUGUGUGGAAACAUUGACGAGGACACAUUUGGUGCUGGAAUAUGCGGGUGGUGGUGAACUCUAUGCGUACGUCCACGAACGAGGAAAGCUCACCGAGAACGAAGCAAAGCCGCUAUUUGCGCAAAUUGUUGCAGCUGUUGCACAUAUGCAUAAAAACAACCUUGUUCAUCGAGACAUCAAAGCUGAAAACAUCAUGUUUUCGGCACCUGGAGUUGUAAAGCUAGUUGACUUUGGUUUCUCCUGUAUGUUGCCAUCAGCAGCUGAACAAUUGAAGACGUUUUGUGGCAGCCCACCGUACGCAGCACCUGAAUUGUUCCGGUGA
Cooperia oncophora is the source of this 423-nucleotide messenger RNA. The record is from the annotation of a GenBank genome assembly. NCBI's taxonomy places the organism in Eukaryota, Metazoa, Nematoda, Chromadorea, Rhabditida, Trichostrongylidae.